Corylus avellana is the source of this 1047-nucleotide messenger RNA. Lineage: Eukaryota; Viridiplantae; Streptophyta; Magnoliopsida; Fagales; Betulaceae. The record is from RefSeq and is a predicted model, not a curated record.
AUGGCCUUCCACACAGUUUCUUCGUCAUUCUCUUCUUCAAUAAUUCAAUGGGAUGAAUUCUUGAGUUUUAGAGGCAAAGAUACUCGUAAAACUUUCACAGCUCAUCUAUACACAGAUUUACGUCGAAAAGGAAUCAACACCUUCAUGGAUGAUAAACUUCGAAGCGGAGAGGAAAUUUCGCCGGCACUUGUCAAAGCCAUUGAAGAGUCAAAGAUUUCGAUCAUUGUACUCUCUAAAAAUUACGCAUCAUCCCGAUGGUGCUUGGACGACCUGAUGAAGAUCCUCGAGUGCAGAAAGAUAAGGGAGAUACUAGUUCUACCACUGUUCUAUGACAUAAAUCCUUCAGAAGUACGGCGUGAACCCAAUAGGGUUGGAGAAGCAUUCACUGAACUUGCAAAAAGGUUCAACGAUGAUGAAAUGAAGGUGGAGGGGUGGAAGAGAGCCCUAAAAGAAGUGGCCAAUUUAUCCGAGAUGUAUUUGGGAAACAGGAUGGACAAGAUGAAGAACAUCCUCACGAUCAAGUUGCAAUUACUAUUGGAGUUUACAGUGAUGGUAAUGAAAUCUAUUGUCCUCGUGGAGAUUACCAUAAAACUUGCUAUGGAUAAUUGCGCUCUGAUCAAAGGCGAAGAUACUCGUAAAACUUUCACAGCUCAUCUAUACACAGAUUUUCGUCAAAAAGGAAUCAACACCUUCAUGGAUGACAAACUUCGAAGCGGAGAGGAAAUUUCACCAGCACUUGUCAAAGCCAUUGAAAAGUCAAAGAUUUCGAUCAUUGUCCUCUCUAAAAACUACGCAUCAUCCCGAUGGUGCUUGGACGAGCUGAUGAAGAUACUUGAGUACAGAAAGAUAAGGGAGAUACUAGUUCUACCACUGUUCUAUGACGUAAAUCCUUCAGAAGUACGGUGUCAAACCAAUAGGGUUGGAGAAGCAUUCACUGAACUUGCAAAAAGGUUCAACGAUGAUGAAAUGAAGGUGGAGGGGUGGAAGAGAGCCCUAAAAGAAGUGGCCAAUUUAUCCCAGAUGUAUUUGGGAAACAAGUAUUUCUAA